Messenger RNA from Pteropus alecto (black flying fox), 942 nucleotides. RefSeq names its product olfactory receptor 24. Bases 1 to 942 code for a protein of 313 amino acids. Gene Ontology annotation, molecular function: G protein-coupled receptor activity; olfactory receptor activity. Gene Ontology annotation, biological process: G protein-coupled receptor signaling pathway. The record is from RefSeq and is a predicted model, not a curated record. Gene Ontology annotation, cellular component: membrane. NCBI's taxonomy places the organism in Eukaryota, Metazoa, Chordata, Mammalia, Chiroptera, Pteropodidae. The transcript has a single exon.
AUGGAACUAACGAAUGAAACCAGUGUAUUCGAUUUCAUCCUCCUGGGACUUUCAGAGAAACCAGAGCAGGAGACUCUUCUCUUUAGUCUGUUCCUCUGCAUGUAUGUGGUCACAGUCGUGGGGAACCUGUUGAUCAUCCUGGUUAUCAGCUCAGACUCCCACCUCUACACUCCCAUGUACUUCUUCCUAGCCAACUUGUCCUUGGUUGAUUUCUGUCUGGCCACCAACACUGUUCCCAAGAUGCUGGUGAACAUCCAGACCAAGAGCAAGUCCAUCUCAUAUCCUUGCUGCCUAACCCAAAUGUACUUUUUUCAUUUUUUUGGCAUUGUUGACAGUGUCUUAAUAGCUGUAAUGGCUUAUGACAGGUUUGUGGCUAUAUGUCACCCCCUACACUAUACCACCAUCAUGAGCCCACGCCUUUGUGGCUUACUGGCUGGUGGUUUAUGGGUGUUUUCCUGCUUUAUCUCCCUCAUACACAUCCUCCUUAUGAUGCGCCUGGUUUUCUGUGAUGACAGAAAGAUACCUCACUACUUCUGUGACCUCACUCCCCUUCUCAGGCUUUCUUGCACUGACACUUCCGUGAACAAGAUCUUUGUGCUCAUCGUGGCUGGGAUGGUGAUAGCCACACCUUUCAUAUGCAUCCUGGCCUCCUAUGCUCGCAUCAUCAUGGCCAUCAUGAAGGUUCCCUCUGCAGGUGGCAGGAAGAAAGCCUUUUCCACCUGCAGCUCCCACCUCUCUGUAGUUGCCCUCUUUUAUGGGACCACCAUUGGGGUCUAUCUGUGUCCUUCAUCUGUCCGCACAGCCGUGAAGGAGAAAGCCUCUGCUGUAAUGUACACUGCAGUCACCCCCAUGCUGAAUCCCUUUAUCUACAGUCUAAGGAACAGAGAACUAAAGGGGGCCCUGAGGAAGCUCAUCAACAGAAAAAUUACCUCAUCUUCCUGA